This is a messenger RNA of Mesorhabditis spiculigera, 1509 nucleotides long. The record is from the annotation of a GenBank genome assembly. Lineage: Eukaryota; Metazoa; Nematoda; Chromadorea; Rhabditida; Rhabditidae.
AUGUUCUUGCUUUUACUGACGUCGUUAGUGCUUUCGUAUGCUUUUUACCAAUAUUUAAUCGCUAGAAGAUUACCGUCAGGCCCGAUCCCAAUUUUGCUCCUCGGAAAUCUUCCGCAUCUCUUCUGGUAUUGUCGCAAACUUGGGAAUUUUGCGUUGGCCAUGCGUGAGAUGCAGAAAAGAUUUGGGGAUGUCCACACACUAUGGAUCGGCCCGAUGCCUUUCGUUAAUAUAUGUACUUACGAAAAAGCCAAAGAUUUGAUGGUGGUGCAGGGUCACACACAACUUGGACGCUACAUGGCCCCAUUUGCAACAUUAGCAGAAAUCGACGAUAAGGGAAAAAUUUGGGGUAUCGUCUCAAGCACUGGCGAGACAUGGAGUGAACAUCGCAAUUUUGCGAUAAAUACACUGAAACAAUUUGGUAUGGGAAACAACCUGAUGGAAAGUCGAAUUAUGGAAGAAUUCAACCUGCGAUGUGAUGAAUUGGAAAAGGACAGAGCUGGUGAUAGAUUUAGCACGACAGCCGAGGAAUUUACCGAAUUGUUGAUUGGCAAUUUAAUUAGCAACUUGUUGUUUGGUUUCCGGUUUGAUAAUCCGGAGCGCCGCCAAGAUUUCUUGAAGCGCAAGCAUCAAAUGGCAGCUAAUGCCCGCCAUUUGAGUCCUAUUGAUUUUUUGGUGUGCCCAUGGUGGAAAUAUGUGCCCGGCUUGAAAAGUCGUUGGAAUGCCGUAAUGGGAAUGGUGAACCCAGCGCUAGAUUUUGUUCAGGAAAACACGGAAAAUCGAAUCCAAGCCAUUGGUUCCGGAAAAUACCAGCUCGAGGAUGAACCGGUAGAUUUCAUUGAUGCGUAUCUGUUAGAGCAGCGUAAACGUGGCAAAGACCUUGGAGAGAUGACUACACAUGGCCUCGUCAUCGAUUUAUAUGAUCUUUGGCAAGCCGGCCAAUCUUCUACGGCCACCACCAUUCAAUGGGGCCUUUAUUAUUUCCUGCAGAACCCUGGAAAAUUGAAGAUUUGCCAGUAUGAGAUCCGAUCCCUCACCAACGGAAAUCGUGACCUUUUAAUGGCCGAUAGAACGAUAACGCCAUAUUUUGCGGAUGCUUGUACAGAAAUCCAAAGGUGCGCCAGCAUCGCUAAUUUUAAUUUAUGGAGGCGCACAACGGGACCCUCGCAUAUUGACGGGUAUGAUAUUCCCGUCGGAACGCUAACCACAGCACAACUUUCGCUGAUACUCUCGGAUCCAAAUGUGUUUUCAGAAUCGGACAAGUUCAACCCAGCUCGCUACACCGGAGAUCACGGAAAGGAAUUGGCCGAGAAAACAAUUCCCUUUGGUAUCGGAAAACGAAGCUGUCCCGGCGAAGGGUUUGCCCGAGCACAAAUAUAUCUCAUCCUCGGCAAUCUCCUCAAUCGCUAUCAGCUGACUCAGACUGAGGACAACCCGCCAACGGGAGCUGAAGGCACUUUUGCGAUUUUCAAUCACCCGUCCAAUUUUGGCAUUGAAUUGGAAAAGUUUGUA